AAAUCUGUUUUUGAUAUUCACAUGAGAACUCAUACGGGUCAAAAGCCGUUUUCAUGUGUGACCUGUGGAAAAUAUUUUAGUCAAAAACAGGAUUUAACUAAGCACAUGAUGAUUCACACUGGUGAAAAGCCGUUUUCAUGUGUGACCUGUGGAAAAUAUUUUAGUCAAAAACAGGAUUUAACUCGGCACAUGAUGAUUCACACUGGUGAAAAGCCGUUUUCAUGUGUGAACUGUGGAAAAAGUUUUCGUCGUAAACCGCAUUUAUCUCAGCACAUGAUGAUUCACACUGGUGAAAAGCCGUUUUCAUGUGUGACCUGUGGAAAGAGUUUUAGUCAAAAACAUGUUUUAACUCAGCACAUGAUGAUUCACACAGGUGAAAAGCCGUUUUCAUGUGUGAAUUGUGGAAAAAGUUUUGGUUAUAAACCGACUUUAACUAAGCAUAUGAUGAUUCACACUGGUGAAAAGCCGUUUUCAUGUGUGACCUGUGGAAAAAGUUUUAUUCGAAAACGGGAUUUAACUCUGCACAUGAGGAUUCACACAGGUGAAAAGCCGUUUUCAUGUGUGAACUGUGGAAAAAGUUUUAUUCGAAAACGGGUUUUAACUCUGCACAUGAGGAUUCACACUGGUGAAAAGCCGUUUUCAUGUGGAAAUUGUGGAAAAAGUUUUUGUCAAAAACAACAUUUAAUUCGGCACAUGAGGAUUCACACUGGUGAAAAGCCGUUUUCAUGUGUGACCUGUGGAAAGAGUUUUAGUGAAGAACAAGUUUUAACUCGGCACAUGAUGAUUCACACAGGUGAAAAGCCGUUUUCAUGUGUGAAUUGUGGAAAGAGUUUUAGUCAAAAACAAGUUUUAACUCAGCACAUGAUGAUUCACACUGGUGAAAAGCCGUUUUCAUGUGUGAACUGUGGAAAAAGUUUUAGUCGAAAACUGCAUUUAACUAGACACAUGAGAACUCAUACAGGUGAAAAGCCAUUUUCAUGUGUGACCUGUGGGAAAACUUUAAGUCGAAAUGAUGAGUUAACUCAGCACAUGAUGAUUCACACUGGUGAAAAGCCGUUUUCAUGUGUGAACUGUGGAAAAAGUUUUGUUUAUAAACCGACCUUAACUAAGCAUAUGAUGAUUCACACUGGUGAAAAGCCGUUUUCAUGUGUGACCUGUGGAAAAAGUUUUAGGCAUAAAUCAGCUUUAACUCAGCACAUGAUGAUUCACACAGGUGAAAAGCCGUUUUCAUGUGUGAACUGUGGAAAAAGUUUUGUUUAUAAACCGACCUUAACUAAGCAUAUGAUGAUUCACACUGGUGAAAAGCCGUUUUCAUGUGUGAACUGUGGAAAAAGUUUUGUUUAUAAACCGACCUUAACUAAGCAUAUGAUGAUUCACACUGGUGAAAAGCCGUUUUCAUGUGUGACCUGUGGAAAAAGUUUUAGGCAUAAAUCAGCUUUAACUCAGCACAUGAUGAUUCACUCAGGUGAAAAGCCGUUUUCAUGUGUGACCUGUUUAAAAAGUUUUAGUAAUAAACAUAAUUUAACU
Messenger RNA from Xiphophorus maculatus (southern platyfish), 1527 nucleotides. RefSeq names its product gastrula zinc finger protein XlCGF57.1-like. The annotation marks the transcript as partial. The transcript has a single exon. Gene Ontology annotation, molecular function: DNA-binding transcription repressor activity, RNA polymerase II-specific. Lineage: Eukaryota; Metazoa; Chordata; Actinopteri; Cyprinodontiformes; Poeciliidae. Gene Ontology annotation, biological process: negative regulation of transcription by RNA polymerase II. The record is from RefSeq and is a predicted model, not a curated record.